CGAGUUUGGUUCCGCCGAUCAGUUGUGUCUUGUGCGUUGUGCGGUGAAGUUGCGCCUUCGUUCUGAAACCUGAAAAGCUGAGAAUCAGAACCUCUGAACAUCUGAAUAUCUGACCAUCUGAACGUCUGAAAAUCCAGCAGAUACUCGGACCGUGCGGCGCAUCCUUCUCCAGACUGAGAGCCAGAUCCGAUUCCAGCCUUAGCCUUCCACUCCACAAAUCGCCACUUUCGAGAUGAGAGAAAUUGUUCACCUGCAGGCCGGCCAGUGUGGCAACCAGAUCGGCGCUAAGUUCUGGGAGAUCAUCUCCGAGGAGCACGGCAUCGACAGCAAUGGCAUCUACGUGGGCGACAGCGACCUGCAGCUGGAGCGCGUCAGUGUCUACUACAACGAGGCAUCGGCAGUCACGCGGUCGUCGGGCGGCAAGUACGUGCCCAGGGCCAUCCUGCUCGAUCUGGAGCCGGGAACCAUGGAGUCGGUGCGCUCCGGUCCCUACGGCCAGCUCUUCCGGCCGGACAACUUCGUGUACGGACAGUCGGGAGCGGGCAACAACUGGGCCAAGGGUCACUACACCGAGGGCGCCGAGCUGGUGGACCAUGUGCUCGACGUGGUCCGCAAGGAGUGCGAGAACUGCGACUGCCUGCAGGGCUUCCAACUGACGCACUCGCUGGGCGGCGGCACUGGCUCCGGAAUGGGCACCCUGCUGAUCUCGAAGAUCCGCGAGGAGUACCCCGACCGCAUCAUGAACACCUACUCGGUGGUGCCCUCGCCGAAGGUCUCGGACACCGUGGUGGAGCCCUACAACGCCACCCUGUCCAUCCACCAGCUGGUGGAGAACACAGACGAGACGUACUGCAUCGACAACGAGGCGCUGUACGACAUCUGCUUCAGGACACUGAAGGUGUCCAAUCCCAGCUACGGAGACCUCAACCACCUGGUCUCGCUGACCAUGUCCGGGGUGACCACCUGCCUGCGCUUCCCCGGCCAGCUGAACGCCGAUCUGCGCAAGCUGGCGGUCAACAUGGUACCAUUCCCGCGUCUGCACUUCUUCAUGCCCGGCUUCGCGCCGCUCACCUCGCGGGGAUCGCAGCAGUACCGCGCCCUCACCGUCCCGGAGCUGACCCAGCAGAUGUUCGACGCCAAGAACAUGAUGGCCGCCUGUGAUCCGCGCCACGGUCGCUACCUCACGGUGGCCGCCGUCUUCCGGGGCCGCAUGUCCAUGAAGGAGGUGGACGAGCAGAUGCUGGCGGUGCAGAACAAGAACAGCUCCUACUUCGUCGAGUGGAUCCCGAACAACGUGAAGACGGCGGUGUGCGACAUCCCGCCCAAGGGCCUCAAGAUGUCCUCCACGUUCAUCGGCAACACCACCGCCAUCCAGGAGCUGUUCAAGCGGAUCUCCGAGCAGUUCUCGGCCAUGUUCCGGCGCAAGGCCUUCCUGCACUGGUACACCGGCGAGGGCAUGGACGAGAUGGAGUUCACCGAGGCGGAGAGCAACAUGAACGACCUGGUCUCCGAGUACCAGCAGUACCAGGAGGCCACCGCCGACGACGAGUUCGACCCGGAGGUCAAUCAGGAGGAGGUCGAGGGCGAUUGUAUUUAAUGGUGUGGCCAGAGGAAUGAGGGGCGUGCGUGACGGCGGGGGGCAUAGGGAUGUCCGCUUUCUGCGCGGCAUGCGCCACCAGCUGGCGGCCAAGCACUGCAGCAUCCUGUGACCACCGCCGUGGAACAC
This is a messenger RNA of Drosophila yakuba, 1726 nucleotides long. RefSeq names its product tubulin beta-3 chain (gene betaTub60D). Gene Ontology annotation, cellular component: microtubule; cytoplasm. Lineage: Eukaryota; Metazoa; Arthropoda; Insecta; Diptera; Drosophilidae. Bases 233 to 1597 code for a protein of 454 amino acids. Gene Ontology annotation, molecular function: structural constituent of cytoskeleton; GTPase activity; GTP binding. The record is from RefSeq and is a predicted model, not a curated record. The transcript is spliced from 4 exons. Gene Ontology annotation, biological process: microtubule cytoskeleton organization; mitotic cell cycle.